Heterobilharzia americana is the source of this 3564-nucleotide messenger RNA. The record is from the annotation of a GenBank genome assembly. Lineage: Eukaryota; Metazoa; Platyhelminthes; Trematoda; Strigeidida; Schistosomatidae.
AUGCCUAUUCAGCAUUUUAUCUCAGAGACAAGUAAACAUAUCUCAACACCUUCAACGCCUACAAGCAAUGGAAAGGAAUACAAAGUACUUAUUGCUAUUACAGUGCCUACACGUAAUUGGAAGUACGUGUUCAAAGUACGCUCAGACAUACUAAUUGGAGAGUUAAGAAAACAAGCCAUUGAAACGUAUAAUCUACGAGAAAUUGAUUUUAUUAAUCAUGGCUUAUAUUUGCCACCAGAAGGUGGAAAAAAAGGCAAAUUUCUUCAAAAUGAACGAACAAUUUCUGAUUAUCCACAAUUGGUUGCAACAAAAUUAUUUACCAUUGAUAAAAAUGAUGGUAAUUAUAGUGAAUAUAUUGUCCAUGAAACAGAUAACAAUCGGAAUGGUGCAACAAAUGAUGGUAAAUGUAAUGAUCCAGUACUUUUGGAGUUGUUACCAAAAAUUCGAUAUGUUGAAGAAUAUCGAGUGGAUGGAUCGAAAAUAAACAAAAGAAUUCAAUCGAAACAUAAUCAAAAACGUUUAUUAUCCGCUAUCAAACGGAAUGAUAUUCCUCGGGUUACAGAUCUACUUGAUCAAGGCUUAGAUCCAAAUUUUCAACAUUCAUCCAGUGGAGCUACACCAUUAGAAUAUGCAGCUGAAUUAUCUGAUCCAAGGGAAAUGAUUUUACAACUUGUCAAUGCUGGAGCUCACUUAGACUAUCGUGAUGGUGAUACUAUGACAGCAUUGCACAGAGCUGCUAUCUGGGGGAAUUUAAAAGCAAUUGAGGUUUUCUUAGAACUUGGACAAAAUCCAAAUAUUCGAGAUAAUCAAGGUCUUACACCAUUGUAUUAUGCUUGUUCAGAAGAUAUUCCACCUGGUUGUAUUAAACGAUUAUUAUUUGAUCAUGCAAUUCUUGGGAUAACAGAUGAUAAAGGUAGACAAGAAAUUCAUCAAGCUUGUUUAAAUGGUCGAAAAGAAACCUUGGAACAAUUGAUCAUAUAUGGAGCUGAUUUAAAUGCACAAGUUGAAAAUCAUAAUACACCAAUACAUUUAUGUAUAUUAGCUGAUGAAGUAGAAUGCCUUAAAUUAUUGUUACGUUGUGGAGCUUCAACAACAAUUGUUAAUUCUUCUGGACAAACACCAUAUGAGUUAGCUGUACUAAUUGAACGUAUGUAUUUAGCGAAUAUAUUACAGAAUUUCGAUGAGAAAUCAGUUAAAGGAAUUGACAAAACACCAGUGUAUAAUAAAGACAGACGACCAACAAUUCAUGGACCGCGUGCUGUAUUUGAUAUAAUGAAUUUCAGUAAUCAUCAUCAUAGUAAUACAAUGACUAUAGGUAAAUUACGUAACUGCCUAUCUGUGGAUAGUGAAAUGACACAUCACAAAUAUAAUCGGUGCCUGUCAUUUGAUUACAAUCGAUUGACACAGUCUACACUAACACAAAAUGAUAAAAUGGUAUUUUAUGGAAAAAAUGAUCAGAUGCCUGAUGAUGUCAACUGUAAUAACCAUAAUAACAACUACCAUAAUGAUAAGACUAUGAAUAAUAAUGAUGGAUACAGGCCAUUACUACCUUUCAGAGGAUUGGCAAUGAACAAUAAUAAUGAUCGUUAUGGGCAGACAGUCUAUUCUCGUAGUAAUUCACUAGGUGGUCAUACAAAAUUGUGGAAAUUAAGUCAAUUAAGACAACACUUUCCCAAUAGUCGUAUACGUUCAGUUACUUUAGAACGUGGAAUAUCUGGUUAUGGUUUUAUUAUGCAAGGAACAGAUACUCUGAAAGGAAGAUAUUCUAACAGUGUGAGCUUACCGACUCAACAUAUUAUGAGUGUUCAACCAGAUAGUAAAGCUGACAAGGCAGGACUGAUUCCAGGUGACUACUUAAUUGAGAUUAAUGGCACUGAUGUGUUUGAUUCGCCGCAUACUGAAGUUGUUCAUUUAAUUUCAUCAGCGCAAGAUCUUUUGACUCUGAAAAUUAUCAACCUUCUAGAUAAAUCUGAAGUGAAUUCGAAGGUUAGUAAUGGUGAUCAUAGCAACAAAAGCAACAGCUGUAACAAUAGUAACAGCAGUAGCAAUAGUGGCAGCAGCACCACCACUGCUAACACUAACAUCAGUAACAGUCGAACAAGUUUUAUCAGUGUUGACCUCAGACGACGUAGUGCACAACGUUCAGCUAGUUUACAUACUAUAACAUGUAAUCAUGAUGAUCAAGAGAAAAUAAUUUGUACUCAUAUUACUACUAAUUUUGAUAAUAAUCACAGUAGUAAUAUUAGCAACAGCAAUCAAAACAAUAAGGAUCAUACAGAUGGAGAUAAUAGUUAUGAGAGAACCCUAUUCCUAUCGAAACAUGAAUCACCUUAUCAGUGUCAUUAUCGUCCAUAUAAUAAUAAUAAUAAUAUUCAUGAUUAUGGUCGGUCAACUCAAGCUUUGUACACCGAUAGCCAUCAUUUCGACAAGAAGUCAAGAUCAUUACUUAUCAUAAUGAAGAAUGAAAGUGAACAACUUCAUGAGACCAAUAGAACAUCACCAUUACUGAAAUCAUUGUCAUCACCAUCGUCAUCUACAAGUGUCUUGGAAAACACAUCGAAAAUUACUACUACUACCACUACUAGUAGUAUUACUAUUACUAUGGCCAAUAGUACAUAUAGUAAUGGUAGUGGGAUCAGUGGAAAUAAGCUUAUACGAACCUUUUCUGAAACAGAACACUUUAUAAUGUCAAAACCAUAUCAAGAAGUGAUAAAUACACUACAAAAAACACCUCAAUCAACAAUUAUUCUCUAUGAUCAACAAUUUAAUGAACAAAAAGAUGAACAAUUUAUACAAAAUCAAAAGAUUAAAUCAUUAUCAUUAUCACGAACAUCACCAAUAUCAUCAAUUAUGAUAUCAACAUUACCAUCAUUUCAUUUAUCAUCAACAAAAUAUGGACAACAAGAACAUCAGAAUACAGAAGAGGAGAUAGAAGUUUUAAAACAAUUGAAAAAAUCAACUCAAUAUGCUUAUACUACUCAUAUCACUAAUAGUAGUAAUAAUAAUAAUGUUGAUGAUAAUAGUAGUAUUCAUAAUCACGAAACUAAUCGAGUACAAUAUGAAGAUGAACAAUUUGUAAAUCAACAACCUUAUGAUAUAUCAGCUGAUAAAUGGGAUUCAUCUUGGGAUUCAGAAUCAGAUCUGGUGAAUAUAUCAGAAUUGACUGAAAUUUCAGAGAAUUCGCUAAAACCUGAAAGAAACAGUUAUACUACUACUAAUAAUAAUAAUAAUAACGAUAAUAACUCCAGAAAUCAAGGGUGUAUAGAAGAGAAACAGCAACACAUAGAAAAACAAAGAAAUAAUGAAGAAAGUUUUGAAGAGAGAAAAGAAAGUGAUCAAUCUCCUGAUACUAGAUCAUCAUUAUUAUUAAAAGAGAAUGAAAUAAAUACUGUAGAAUUCUCCAAGAUGAAUAUUGAAGUGAAUGGUAUAAAAAUGAAAACAUAUCCUGAACGAUAUGUACAACAUAUUACAGUGAAAAAUAGUAGAAUAAACAAAGAUGAAAAUAAACUUUAUGAUAAUGGAAAUGAACACAAUCAAGUUUCUGUUAACAUCUCAACAAGCUAA